Rhinolophus ferrumequinum (greater horseshoe bat) is the source of this 396-nucleotide messenger RNA. It is a transcript of the gene PIGY, whose product is annotated as phosphatidylinositol glycan anchor biosynthesis class Y. NCBI's taxonomy places the organism in Eukaryota, Metazoa, Chordata, Mammalia, Chiroptera, Rhinolophidae. The record is from RefSeq and is a predicted model, not a curated record. Bases 38 to 253 code for a protein of 71 amino acids. The transcript has a single exon.
AAAAGUCAGGGUGGCAGGUAAUAAGUGGAGGAGAAGAAUGUUUCUCUCUCUUCCUGUGUUGACUGUCCUUAUUCCAUUGGUCUCUUUAGCAGGACUGUUCUACUCGGCCUCUGUGGAAGAAAACUUCCCACAGGGCUGCACCAGCACAGCCAGCCUGUGCUUUUAUAGUCUGCUCUUACCCAUUACUGUACCAGUUUAUGUGUUCUUCCACCUUUGGACUUGGAUGGGCAUUAAACUCUUCAGGCAUAAUUAAUGCAGCUAGAGCCCAGAUGGUACAUACAUUAAUGCUAUGUUGAGUGUCUAUAUCUGAAAGCUCAGCUGUAUGGAAAUACCAGGCACACGCCUAAUUUGUAGGAAAGAUGCUUUACCUUACUUCUGUCAGACUUAGGACUAUGG